Kwoniella mangroviensis CBS 8507 is the source of this 657-nucleotide messenger RNA. RefSeq lists its product as uncharacterized. Bases 1 to 657 code for a protein of 218 amino acids. The record is from RefSeq and is a predicted model, not a curated record. Lineage: Eukaryota; Fungi; Basidiomycota; Tremellomycetes; Tremellales; Cryptococcaceae. The transcript has 5 exons.
AUGUUACAGUCUGCAUCUGAAAUCCUGUCUACUACCUGGUCUGCCGUCGAGAGUGCUUCUAAGCUAUGUGUAACUCUAUUCCUACCUGCUCUUCUAUUUUCGGAGAUCGGCCCCCUCGCAUCUUGGGAUAAGUUGAAAGAUUAUUGGGUCAUUCUCGUUUAUGCGGUAGUUUUCCAACUUAUCUCUUGGAUCUUUGGUGCGAUCGGGGUGAUUGGUUUCGGUAUGCCGCAGUGGAUUAUCUCUCUGGGCAAAAACGGCACGUUAUCACCUUUGGUCAAGAACGACGAUCUUGAUGCAGUGCUAGAUCGAGGUCAGGUCUUCCUUCUUAUAAACGCACUGAAACACCCUCUUGAUAUACCCCAUCCCUGGUCUCAUUCGGAAUCCCCUCAUGCGAUCAAGAAGGUGCGAGAGGUCCUCAAUGAGGAUCAAGAUUAUCCUGCCAUCGAACCGUACUCCGGGGACAACGAGAAUGCACCACUGCUCCAUGAGGCAAGGCAACAUGGCAAGAAGGGCUGGAAGAUCGCCAAGAUCUUGCAACAGAGCUUGGCAGGCUUCAUGAAUCCGCCCAUGUACGGUGGACUCGCGGCAAUCGUUGCGGGGCUCAUCCCGUUUCUCCACAACUGGUUAUUCAAGAAAGGAGCUUGGCUUAGUCCGUGA